Heterobasidion irregulare TC 32-1 is the source of this 1527-nucleotide messenger RNA. RefSeq lists its product as uncharacterized. The record is from RefSeq and is a predicted model, not a curated record. The transcript has 7 exons. The coding region runs from base 94 to 1527 and encodes 477 amino acids. NCBI's taxonomy places the organism in Eukaryota, Fungi, Basidiomycota, Agaricomycetes, Russulales, Bondarzewiaceae.
UCCAAACCUCGAUCUAGAUCCUUUUGCAACAUAUGUCUGGUCUGGUCCUCGCUGGUUUUCGGUGCCACACUAGUCUUUUGGCUGAUCGUACCCAUGUCUACGGGUCUCUACAAGGCGAUUUCAAAGUUGCGCGAUCCCCAUCUCAACUUACUGGCAAACGCCUCUUCGGUGGAUGACCAAGUCAUCAGACCUCUUGUAAACGAGGACCAGACCUUUGACAUCGCGGUCAGUGUGUGGUUGCGGGCUCGCGGAGAGGAGGAGAAGAUUUGGAAAGACAGUUUGCCACUGAAUUCUGCCUCUGAGGACUCUGCUGAUGAGCGAGAAAGGCGCUUGAGCGAAGAAAUACUCGAGGUUCCCCUCUAUUCCGACAUCGUAUUUCGUGGACUUCAUCUCUCGGACAGGCACAUAACGGCGGACGUUAACUUCCGUCUUCCGACAGGAAAAUUCCUCGAUCAAAACCUGACGGUUACGGACCUCCGUGGCUCGUUCGUGCUCAUACCUUCCUCCCCGUCUCCCCUCGACUACCUCGUCAACUUCUCAACCUCGUGGCCAAGGUCCAUUUCGCGGCUUCCACUUCGCUCAUGGCCAUUCCCUCUGGGCUCUGAUGAUACGAGCUUAGCUCGCACGCUUGCGGACGAAGCGGUAGAUUCUUUCGGCUGCUCGACACCAUUGGUUCAGUUUCACGAAAUUUAUCCACGUUGUGCCAUGUCUGGAUCAUCCGCACUACUUGAUGCAGAUAUUCCGACAGUCGGGGAUGUGGUAAACGAAGACGAAGACGACUCUGAUGAUCAGAGUAAACCUGAGCGAGUUUUGAAAACGCAUGGCGACGACAAACUCUUAUCCGUUCCCGCACGAAAAAUAAAAAUAGCUGAUAACGAUCAAGGCCAGCCAAUAUAUGCGUAUACAGUACCCCAUCCACACAUCGUCACCCGCUCCCAGCUUCGCGUAGUGGAAGAGAGCAGACCUUUCAAUCUCAAGGCGUAUAACAAAGCUCACAAGGAAUUACAAGCGACAUACUGUCGCGUCGCCGGUUCUUCAUAUCCUAGUCGGAAGUUUUGUCGCAGAGCCUACAAGUCUAACGGCCACUGGGAUACACGAAUGAAGCUUGAAAUACCUCAAGAUGAUAGUGACAGUGGCGCGAAGGUGAAUCGGACGGAAUGGGUGUACUCACCUUUUAUGAGCCCUCGCCAAGGAUCUGCUGGUCAUCUGGACUUGAUCCCCGUACCCGUCAGCAGGGAGAACUGCACAAUUGCAGGCAAUGAUACAAUUCCGGCGGCAAAUCUUCCAAAGCAGUACGAAGAGUACAUGAAUAUCACCUGGCGAAUCUCCUUUUCCGGUCGAACUCCUGGCAAGCUAACUCUCGGAGAUGUCCUCGGGGGAAUCUCCGCAGGGAGUCUUUUCAAUCAAACCGAAUACGAAAAACAACAGGGGCAUAGCCGGUCUGAAAUCCUGAGUACGCGCUACGGCGAGAUGGGUUUGCAGGUCAUCGAUUUUAUGAAGACGCCCAUCCGAGACGUCGAGCUAUGA